Messenger RNA from Acaulospora morrowiae, 600 nucleotides. The record is from the annotation of a GenBank genome assembly. Lineage: Eukaryota; Fungi; Glomeromycota; Glomeromycetes; Diversisporales; Acaulosporaceae.
AUGGCAACAACAAAACUAUUAAGGCCGGCUCGUCUCUACUUCACAACCAAUCCGAGGACUGUCAAAAGUUUAACCGAAUCAAAGGCGGUAUUCUCAUAUUUCGAUAAAAUCGGGCCGUUAUUAGAAUUUAAAUUUGGGAGGGUAUUUAUCAAAGGUUUCGAACAAGUGGAGGAUACAGAAAACAAAAAAAUCCUAAAAUUUGGCUGGGUCAGCUAUAAGGACAACGAAAUAUCUAAAAAACUACUUUCAUCCGAGACUUUAUCCCUACCUGAGCCCCUAUCGUUCGAUAUUAAAUUUGAAGAAUCGAUUCACGAAGCCGUUUAUAAUAAGCCACCACCCCAUAGAUAUAAACCCCGGUUUUCAGGCUUUUAUAUUAACAGGAAUAGCCCCCAGGGGAAUAUAGAUGCUUCUAGAAUAUUGGAUUUGUUUUCUUCGCCAUCGUCAAUGGACCAAAAGGGUUCUUUGGAAAACGAAGUUUCUCUAAAUGAAAAUGAAAACGAUAACACGGAUGCAGUUGAGGAGAAACGGGAAUUUGAUGAGAUCACUGAAGAAACGAUUGAAGAAUCAGGAAUCUCACGGGACAAGUCUUUGUCAUUGUAA